This is a messenger RNA of Hemibagrus wyckioides, 2364 nucleotides long. Its product is annotated as cysteine-rich motor neuron 1 protein-like. NCBI's taxonomy places the organism in Eukaryota, Metazoa, Chordata, Actinopteri, Siluriformes, Bagridae. The coding region runs from base 978 to 2048 and encodes 356 amino acids. The record is from RefSeq and is a predicted model, not a curated record. The transcript is spliced from 6 exons. Gene Ontology annotation, cellular component: extracellular region.
AAAGUAUUAAGCCACACUUACAAAUGUUUGACAAGUGUGUAUCUUAACCUUGAGUUCUAAUAUUUUUAUUUUAUUUUUUGGAAAUGUUUAGCUUGGAAAAUGCGCUUGAGAUGUCCUUCUUUAAAAAUAAAUGCCACUUGGUUUGAGAAUAGAAAAGACAAAAACAGAUUUAUGAACAGAUCUAUGAUUCAUUUUUAUGUUUCAUUGCUAGUCAACCCCCCACCCCCCCGUUUUUACUGCACUCUGUCCUCGUUUCCUAUCUUUCUUUCUCAGAGCUGCCAAGUCAUCUGGAAAACACCUUCUCUCAACCUCCAUAUUCCGUUCGAUACGGUUGCAACGUUCACAUGAUUGUGAUUGUUAUUCAGAGGGCUCCUGUCAAGCAGUAUUCCGUUAUAGCACCUACAACGCCUGCGAUAAAGUUUUAGCAGGUGACACAAACGCACCUGUUCAUGUAAUGGCCAAUAUUCCCAGUUGAGUUACGGUCACAGUGAGGAGUUAUCUUAAUAUUGAAACCGAGGACCUCAGUAUAUCGACUCAAACGUUUGUCAUUAGCGUAGCUGUGAAAGCUAAUGCUUCAUUCGUCUAAAGAUCGAAUGUCCAACAUGGAAGUUAACGUCCCCUUCACUUUGAAAUUCCUGCUGUAGAUAAUAAAGCUCUUUAAAGGGUUAGCAUGUGUAAUGUAGGUAUGAGUAAAUAUUUGUGUCUGAGACUCAUUUUCAAAAGAAGCGAUAUCAUUAACUUGAUUCAGACGAACAAAUAUAAUUUGUGACUCUUGAUUUACUCUCUGAAAACCUUCAUAAACUCUCUCUCUCUCUCUCUCUCUCUCUCUCUCUCCCUCUCACUCAGUUCCAUCCCACAGGAGUAAAAAUUUUGCAGAUUGAGAAAUUCCUUUGUUUAAGAUUUGGAAUUUUAAUUUGAAAAACACAUGGAAACUUUCACUUCCAAACCUCAGGUCAAGUUUUUCCGAUGUGGACUGGAUGAGUGGGGAGGGAGAGAGAAUAAAAACAAGUUUUAGUGAUUGUCUUGUUGGAAGCACUAUGGUCUCGAGCGUUUUGUGGAUCUCGGCUCAGGUGCUGGCGUUUAUGUGCCUCCUGAUGCCAAGCUCUGGGUAUCUGGUGCUGCGUGAAGGAGACAAAUGUGGAGAUUACAUCGAGGGAGCGUGUGAGAAAGAUCUCGUCUGUGUGUCUACUGAACCCUCAUCCAUGUUCUACGCCGUAGGAGUGUGCUCCAGGCUUUCAAAUUGUAACUGCUCUGAGUUCCAGUGUCCACCGUGGCGACGUGGUGAGUAUUGCAGUCCAGUGAUGGAUCCGUGUGGGUGUUGUUCUCAAUGUGCCAAAGGGGAAGGGCAGGUGUGCGGUGGUCCGAGUUGGAGAUACGGUAACUGCGAUUGGAGAACGAUUUGCGCGCUUGUUGUGGGACUUGAUUCGGUCAGAGCUCCACAGAUAGGCGUGUGCAAAGAGGUGCCAAGUCAUCUGAAAGGAACCUUCUCUAAACCUCAGUGUCCUGCUCAGUAUGGUUGCAACGUUCAUGUUGGGAAUUGUGAUUGUUAUUCAGAUGACUCCUGUCGUGCAUCAUUCAGUUAUAGCACCUACGAUGCCUGUGAUAAAGUUUUAACGGCUGACAGGAUGUAUGACAGCGAGGCGCAAAAAAACGAUCCCGAACCAGAGGAACCUAAGAGGGAGUGUACGGAGUGGGGUUGUGAGGUUCAGGGCUGCGAGUGUGUGUGUCAGCACAGAAAGUGUGACAGCAUGAAACCUCCACUCUACGAGACCGCCUGCUGCAACAUUCUGAGGGAAUCUGGUUGCCAAAAUGCAACCUGUCCUGAGAUUCCCCCUCCACCUUGUCCGGCAGACUCCUUCAUUAGUCAGCCCUACACUGAACCCGGUCAGUGCUGCCCCGUCGUGCCCCCUAUGUGCACCUGCAACUUCAAAACCUGCGCCCCAAAACCCAAAUACUGCGAUGGUGGAUAUCCCAGACUCGUAGAAAAGGGUAACGGCCACCCGGGGUCCUGCUGUGACCGUUAUGAGUGUGUGAAAGAAGAGAAUUGAAUAGGACAUGGACACACACACACACACACACACACAGAUAACAUUCAGGGUUUUCAAAUCAGAGGAAAACAUUGCGAAAGUGCAUCGGAUCGUCCGAGAAUGGAACUGAAUGAUUCACAGCUAAUCUUUAAAGCUAAUCUCUGGCUCUGUAUUUCUUUUAACCAAGCUCAGUUACUUAAUUCUAUUGUGAGUCAUCAGUAAAUCUUUAUUUUUAUUUUUACUUUAACCUUUUGCAUUUAUACCUUACAAAGUGAAACCAUUUACUCCACUGUAUUGAACAAAACUUUUAUACAAUUCAAUAAAAGAGUAAAAAGCA